AUGAAACUGUUCCUUGUUGGAGCGUUGCUCCUUCUCUCCGUCUACGCGUCUGACGACGUAAUCGUUUACGGGGAUUCAAGCUGGGAUGACGGGAUCAAGCAACACGAGGUGGCUCUCGUCAAGUUCUACGCUCCAUGGUGUGGACACUGCAAGCGAAUGGCUCCAGAAUACGAGAAAGCCGCUACCAAGCUGAAGGCCAAUGAUCCACCAAUUGCCCUGAUCAAAGUCGAUUGCACCAUUGAUAAGGAAACUUGUGACAAGUUCGGCGUCCAAGGAUUCCCAACAUUGAAGAUCUUCCGCAACGGAGAAGUCUCGCAAGACUACGAUGGACCCCGUGAGGCUGAUGGAAUCAUCAAAUACAUGCGCGGACAAUCCGGACCAUCAGCUCGUGAGCUCACCUCGCAAGCCGACUUUGACAAGUUCUUGAGUCAAGAUGAUAACGCUGUGAUUGGCUUCUUCGAGGGUGAGAGCAAAUUGAAGGACUCGUUUUUGAAAGUUGCUGACACUGAGCGUGAUCGUUUCCGUUUUGGAUACACGUCUGUUAAGGCUGUCCUCGAGAAGGCUGGAUUCACUGAUGACAUCGUCGUCUAUCCACCGAAGAAACUCCAGAACAAAUUCGAGCCUAAUGAGUUCAAAUACGACGGAAACUAUGACACUGACAAGAUCAAGAACUUCCUUGUUCAUGAAACCAACGGUCUCGCCGGCGUUCGCACCCAAGGAAACCUUUUCCAAUUCGAGAGCAAACCAUUGGUCACCGUCUACUACAACGUCGACUACGUCAAGGACCCAAAGGGAUCAAACUAUUGGCGCAACCGUGUGCUCAAAGUUGCCCAAGAUUACAAGAGAAAGGUUCACUUCGCUGUUUCGAACAAGGAGGAGUUCUCGAGCGAGAUCGAUGAGCAUGGACUUGCUGAUCGAAAAGAAUCCGAUAAACCACUCGUUGCCGCUCAAACAAGCGAGGGAAAAUUCCCAAUGGAUAAGCCAUUCAGCAUUGAGAACUUGAAGGAGUUCGUUGAUGACCUUCUUGCCGGAAAAUUGCAAUCAUACAUGAAGUCCGAGCCAAUCCCAGACAAUCAAGAAAACUUGAAGGUGGCUGUCGGAAGAAACUUCAAAGAGCUGAUCAUUGAUGCUGACAAAGAUGCUCUUAUCGAGUUCUAUGCUCCAUGGUGUGGACACUGCAAAACCCUUGCACCCAAGUAUGAGGAACUUGCUGACAAACUAGCUGAAGAGGACGUGAUCAUCGCUAAGAUGGACGCCACCGCUAAUGAUGUCCCACCACUCUUCAACGUCAAGGGAUUCCCCACCCUCUUCUGGCUUCCCAAGAACGACAAGCAGAACCCAGUCCCCUAUAACGGAGGUCGCGAAGUGAAGGAUUUCGUCAAAUUCAUCGCCGCUCACUCCACCGACGGCCUUAAGGGAUACGACAAGAACGGAAAGAAGACCAAGAAGUCCACUGAUGAACUC
Mesorhabditis belari is the source of this 1464-nucleotide messenger RNA. NCBI's taxonomy places the organism in Eukaryota, Metazoa, Nematoda, Chromadorea, Rhabditida, Rhabditidae. The record is from the annotation of a GenBank genome assembly.